UGUCAUGCUUUGCCCCACAUCACAUCACCUCCGCUGCUAGCAGGCCUCGGAGGCUCGGAGACUAUCAAUCAUCACCACGGCGGUGUUUUGGCCAUCGCGACACGGAUCACGGCUAGGUGAGCCCGCAUUCUGCUGAGAAAGCACGGGCACGAUCAGCUGUGUUCGCCGGCUUAGAAUGGAACGAAUGCGACGUGAAGUAUCUGUACGAGCCGAGGAUAGAGCCCCAAAUAAUUCAGCCUGAACCAUCUCUGCAUCAGUGCCAUGCAGCUAAGUGCUAACAUUGAGAGUCUGAGUGCUAGAGCUGUGUGAAAAGUGUGAGCGUGACCGCGACCCAACCGCUGUCUGCUUUUCAUCCAUUUGUACUUGCACUCUCAAGUCUCGACCACGCGUUGUAGCUGGCAAGUGUUACACCGAUUUCUCUUCAUCAAUCAGGGCAAUCACUGAAUCAGUGACUCACUGAAUCUGUUUUCAUUGGCCAGCACAAUGAUUUUCUGCAAGUGACGAUUGUGUUUGGCUGGCCCUACCCCAGGCCCUGGGCACAGAAGGAUCUUGAACUUUUGGAAGAUCUUCAUGGGAUCCCGGGAUUGAAAGAAAAAAAGUGAUCAGUGGCUAGGCUUGUGGUGUGACAGCUAUCGAAAAUGCGUAAUGCCUAAUGCCGAGUAAUGGUGAGAUUUCACUUUGGCUGUGUUGAGUGAAAUUAUUUUCUCGUGCUACCGACCGUGCUUGAGGCCGGCACCUCUGAAGGACAGGAAGUCAUUAUGUUAUUCAGGCACCGAUGAGAGGUGAAACAGGCACAGGACAAGGCAGCUGAGCUUCUCUAGCUCUGGCGACUGGCUUGGUUUUCUGUUCGCGAGGGAGAAGAGAGAAAGGCAACAUUAGUCUAUUUUUAUGAGUUGUGUGCCUUGCUGUUCAAGCUGGCAUGGCCGAGCGAGAUGUUGAGUACUACAGGAGUCUACACAAUCUCACUGAGUUGGCUGUGUUAGACGAGCACUCCUUGCAGAGUGCGCUGCGAUACCGCUACGAUGCCUCACUCGUUUAUACCAAUGUCGGCGACAUUCUCAUUGCUCUCAAUCCCUUUCGACCGCUAACGAUCUAUGGACCCAACUCACAGCUGGCGUACAAACACCAUCCCGAUGGGGAAGAGAGGCGGAAAGAAGUGCCGCACAUUUAUGCAGUGGCGCGGCGAGUUUACAGCGACAUGGUGGCUUUGGGCCGCGAUCAAGUGUGCGUGAUCAGCGGUGAAAGCGGGGCGGGAAAAACGGAAUCCUCAAAAUUCCUCAUUCGCCAGAUCAUGGAGUUGAGCCGGUCAGCAACCUAUGGAUCGACAAGUCUGGAGUCCAAGAUUGUGCAAGUGAAUCCACUGCUGGAAGCAUUUGGCAAUGCCCGGACCACGAUGAACAACAACAGCAGCAGGUUUGGCAAGUACCUUAGCCUUCUCUUUGACAAACAGCGUGGCUAUGUGGUGGGUGCGACCGUCAACCAGUAUCUCUUGGAAAAAUCUCGUGUGGCCAGGCAAGGAGCCGGGGAGCGCAACUUCCACGUCUUCUACUACAUGUUUGCCGGACUGCCUGAAGAUCUUCUGGGGAAAGUGCAUCUAAAGAGACCCUCACAGCACCGAUAUCUUGCCAAGGAUGCGGAAUGUGACGCGUAUUGCAGAUCUGAAGAGUGCCUUGAAGGAUUUCGUUGUAUGAGGGACUGUAUGGAUGCAGUGGAAAUGUCUAUGGAGCAUGCUAUGGAAGUGUUCCAGUUGCUUGCUGGCAUUCUCCUCAUUGGUGAUCUGGAAUUUGGCACCAGCGAGACGGCGUUUGUGAGCCCGAGCAACGUGAAGGUGGUGGAUGCUGCCAAAGCUCUGGGUCUGGAUGCUCCUUCUUUGUGCAGAGCUCUCACUGUCUCCACCAACAUCACACGAGGUGAAAUCAUCACUAUCAGCUACAGCCCGGAGAAAGCUGCUGACUGUCGUGAUGCAACAUCCAAGGCCAUUUAUGGCCGUCUGUUCAACUUCAUUGUGUCAUUCAUCAAUGGUGUUCUGGCAUCAGAACAUCCUGACUCUGCAAAGUGCAAUAGAAUAGGCAUUUUGGACAUAUUCGGCUUUGAAAACUUCCAGCAGAACAGUUUCGAGCAGUUUUGCAUCAAUCUUGCCAAUGAGGAGUUACAAAACCUCUUCAACGAGACCGUCUUCCAGAUGGAGAAGGAUGAAUUGAAGAAGGAGGGUGUGAAGUCAUCUAGCAUUGACUACCAGGAUAAUUCUGCAAUACUUAGCCUAUUCCUGCAGAAGCCCAGCGGAAUGCUAUCACUGCUGGACGAACAGUCCAUGUUUCCACGGGCUGAUGAUCAGACAUUCCUGUCCAAGCUCAAUGAGACGUUUGCAAAGAACCAGGUUUACGGUGCGGCAAAGGGCCGGUCUGAAGCGUUCCUUGUCAAGCACUAUGCUGGAAAGGUGACAUACCAAGUUGCUGGAUUUCUGGAGAAGAAUCGAGACACAUUGCCAGAGAAUGUCCUGGAGAUACUCAAGACAUCCCAGUUCAGUUUGCUGAAGACGCUUUUCUUGGAUGAAGCCCUAGGGAGAGCAUCAACCCUUGUCAGAAAGAGGGAGGUGUCUUUGCAUUUGAACAGAAAACACUCGACUCGCGUGCAAGGAGGUGGUCACAACCGGCGCACCAGCAAGGCUUAUGUGCACAAUGCGCAGAUCUCCACUGCACCCGCUGCUGCUGGACCAGGCGGUGGACGUGCCAAGAACGGGAAGGUGACCGUUGGCGGUCAGUUCCGUCAGUCUCUCCAGCGUUUGAUGGGAAAGCUGCGUAAUGCAUCGCCACAUUUCAUUCGCUGUAUCAAGCCGAACCGCCACAAAAUGCCACAUGACUUUGACCAGACGUAUGUCCUUGAUCAGUUGAGGUACACUGGAGUUUUGGAAACGGUUCGAAUCCGACGUGAAGGCUACGCGUAUCGGCCGUCCUUCGGUGAAUUUCUCUCAGUGUACAGCCAGAUUGGUCAUCCCUUCAACGUCAAGGUAAAACCUGUGGCAGCCAACUGUGCUAUUGUCCUGGACCGAGCAGCAGUCACCGGCUGGCAGAUUGGCAAGAACAAGGUCUUCCUCAAAUACUACCACGUGGAUCAGCUGCGAGAAACACUGCAACAGCAGCAUCGGCAUGCCGCAGCUGUUCAACGUUUUGUGCGUGGAUACCUAGCCAGGAGAGAGUACAGGAAGUUGAAGGCUGUUGGUGAUCGGGAGGCAAGAGUUGUCAGCGACUUCUGCCGUCAUGUAUCCCUCUCUAACAGAAACACGAGUGCCACUUUGAUGGCACUGAAUGAGCAGGACAACAACAGACAAAGAGAACACCUCAGAAAGAUUGAGGCAGCUGCAGAAUUGAAGGCAAAGCAAGAUGCAAAGCAGAAAGCAAAGAAGGACAAAGCGAAGAAAAAGAGCAAACCGGAUCGACCACCUCAGCCGGACUGGACAAAGUCUCCGGAAACCUCUCCAGCCAAACCAGCAACUCCGACAUCUUCUGCUUCUACCCCGAUGUCUGCAGCAGCUGCAGCCAGACCGUCAGUGAUAUACAGCACUCCGGAGUCCAGUGGUAGAUCAUCGAGUAACGAGGACAGCGAGGAAGAUAUCUAUGGAAUAAGACCAAGUCGAGCUCCCCUUGGUGCUGUGCCUGUUCUACCGAUGAUAACAACACGCAAAGUGACACCCAAGUCCCAAACCUCCAGUCCACUCGCCAAUGGGAGAGAUUCGCCCUACGUUAUGCCAACUUCAAAUGGUAUGAAAUACGUCAACCCUUCGAAGCUAGGACAAACUGGUGAUAUGUACCGACGGCCAACCGUAGCCCCAAGAGAUCCACUGAAACGCUCGCCAUCAAAACUGAGCAAGAUGAAAGGUGCCAAGAAGCAAUCACAGGCGGCCAUGUCCAAUACGUUUCGAUCCCCGACGGGUUUCUUGCUUCGGAAUAUCAAGAUCAGACAGAAGAUGGCCGAGAAUCAUCCAGCCAUGCAGCGGUUCCGUGAGCAGCAGAAGCCUGAUCCGACUCUCUUGGAACUAGCCAUGUCUGCUCCUACUAGCUCUAGUCAAUCCUUAUAUCACGAGGAUAGGUUUGGAGCUAGCAGUAGCGGAGACGAGCUAGAUGAGAUCUGCACGCCAAGGAUUGGCUCACCAUCGUCAUCUAGCACGGAGUCUACAUAUCAACGCCCAUACAGUGACGGUGCAUUGGGUGAUCGGGUGGCACUGCACAUCUCUGCUGAGUGGUUCUGUGGAUUGAUCUCUCGGGCUAAAGCCGAGGAAAUGCUGAAGCCGCAUACCAGUGGAACGUUUCUCGUGCGGACAAGCGAAUCAAGGUUUGGCUACUCAUGCUCAGUGACGUGGCAUGAGCGGAUCAGACAUUUCAUCAUUGAGACUCUGCCCGGAGCCAAAGUACGGUUACUUGGAACGCAACAUGUUCACAACGAUCUGCAAGAUUUCGUCAACUACUACCGCGAUGAGGACCUGAAGGAUGGAGCUAGAUUACUCACACCACACAGCUACAAGACCAAGCCUGUAUCUGAGUUAGAGAAUGCUCGCCGUAACUUGGCCGGCGUGGCUGGGUAUCAGGGCACAGCCGGCUGGGGUAAACGCAGGGGUGAAGGGCGGACAGGAACACUGAAGAGAAAGGCAUCACUGACUGUCAUGAAGGGACAAAAGCCGGUGGAGCCAAAGAAGAAAAAGACAGGCUGGAACUGGCGGAAGCGCUGACAAUACAUUCUACACAUUAUUUUAAGUUGCAGUCAGGAAACAUUCAUUGAUUCAGUUUGUCAUUGUUUUUGCUUGGCUAGCCUUCAAUUCAGUCACGAUAUUCCGCUGAUGAUAGUGACAUGAAAAUCGAUUAUGGAAAACAUUUGACUUCGUUGAUGCAUGAUGAUGAUGACGGCAGAGUUAGUUCUUUUUAUUGCUUCAUUAAAAUUGAUUCACUUUGUGUUCACCGUCCGGUUUUAUUUAUUCCAUUGUGCAUUCUUGAUAUCAUUCACUUGAUCACUACUUGGUAACUUGGUAUAGCUUGGUAUUGAGCGAAUAUAUAGGUGUUUUUAAAUUAACCAUUUUUUAGAAUUACUGUGCGAAAAACCCCAAGGAACCUUAUUUUUCCGCAACAAGUUUCCUUUUGCAACUGGAAUUUAUCCAUAAUUAUCAUUCCUAGCGCACAGGUUUAUGUCUGAAUUUCUUGUUCUUAUUUAAAAUAGCCAGUCCUCGAAACCGUGUGUGCCAAUAUAAUUUUUUUUGUUCCACAGUAAGGGUGUAGAUCUACACAAUUCAAACUACACUAUAGUAAUUGUAGUCAGUUGUGGGGUGAUGAUGCCCUCAUUAUCUAUGGAUUAAUGUCGAUUUUUGUUCAAUGGGCAGAACUCUCGCAUAUACCACAGUACAUGUACAGGAUCCAACUUCACAAUGGGUGUGGGAUAAUGCCAUGCCUAUUUGACUUUGAGAUUGACUCUAAUAUUAAAUUAGGGAAUUUUCCAUAAAAUUUCCAAUCAAG
Sycon ciliatum is the source of this 5498-nucleotide messenger RNA. Its product is annotated as unconventional myosin-IXb-like. The coding region runs from base 920 to 4723 and encodes 1267 amino acids. Gene Ontology annotation, molecular function: protein serine/threonine kinase activity; microfilament motor activity; ATP binding. The transcript has 26 exons. Gene Ontology annotation, biological process: regulation of actin filament length; peptidyl-serine phosphorylation. NCBI's taxonomy places the organism in Eukaryota, Metazoa, Porifera, Calcarea, Leucosolenida, Sycettidae. Gene Ontology annotation, cellular component: myosin complex. The record is from RefSeq and is a predicted model, not a curated record.